Molecule: messenger RNA, 372 nt
Organism: Tetrahymena thermophila SB210
Lineage: Eukaryota; Ciliophora; Oligohymenophorea; Hymenostomatida; Tetrahymenidae
Exons: 2
Source: RefSeq, a predicted model, not a curated record
AUGGAAGAUGAAUUUUAGAUUUAUGAAAACCAAAACACUUCUGAGAAUUUAGAAAUAAGAUUUAUUGAGCAUGAUGGGUCAUUAGUACCAAAAUUAUUUAGAGCAUCAAAUGGACUGAUUAAAUAACUAAGAGAAAAUGGAGCGGAAAUUCUAAACGAUAAUAUUACAGGAGGCGAAUAUAUAAUUUACGUCUAACAAUAUACGGAAGAGGAGUAAAAUGCACUUGACAAUUGUGAGGGAUUUCAUAGAGGAUUCACAAUCAAAAGUUUUUUUGAAGCAAAUUCUUAACUAAUUUAAUAUAUUAAUAAAGAAAAUUUGGCAGAAUUUCAAUUUUUUUUUGAUCAAGAAACAUAUUAAUUUCUUAUACAAUGA